AUGUCCUCCACCGCGGUCCCAAAGCGCGUUGCGCUUCACAGGAACAUCACCACCGACUCGUCCGCCGCCAGCUCCAACUCCGUUUCUCCCAUGGACAGCCCUCGCCAGUCGCCCUCGACCACGUCCCUGUCGUCGCUGGCCUCGGAACAGCAGGAGGUGAAGAGCACAAAGAUGGUGGAUACCCUUGGCAAUGAGUUCCAGAUCCCCGAUUACACCAUCAAGCAGAUUCGCGAUGCCAUUCCUGCGCAUUGCUAUGAGCGGUCUGCGGUCACCGGUCUGUAUUAUGUCUUGAGGGACUUUGCCUGUCUCGCUACCACUUUCUACCUCUUUCACAACUAUGUGACCCCGGAAGCCGUGCCCGAUGUCUACCUUCGCUCUGGUCUGUGGGCUCUGUACACCUUCAUUCAGGGUCUGUUUGGUACUGGGGUGUGGGUUUUGGCUCACGAAUGCGGCCACCAGGCUUUCUCGACUUCCAAGGUUCUCAAUGAUACCGUUGGCUGGAUCUGCCACUCUCUUCUCUUGGUGCCCUACUUUUCCUGGAAGAUCUCCCACGGCAAGCAUCACAAAGCUACCGGUAACCUGAGCAGGGACAUGGUCUUUGUGCCCAAAACUCGCGAGCAAUUUGCCUCUAACGUGGGCAAGGCUAUUCACGAAGUUUCAGAACUCAUGGAGGAAACCCCUAUUCUCACUGCCAUUAACUUGGUUCUGCAACAGCUUUUCGGCUGGCCCAUGUACCUUUUCAUUAACGUGACUGGUCAUAACAACCACGAGCGCCAGGUCGAGGGCCGUGGCAAGGGCAAGAGAAACGGAUACUUCGGUGGUGUCAACCAUUUCGACCCUCGUAGCCCUCUGUACGAGGCCAAGGAUGCCAAGCUCAUCCUCCUCAGUGACUUGGGAUUGGGCCUCGUUGGUGCUGGUCUGUAUUAUCUUGGAUCCACUUUCGGCUGGCUCAAUCUGCUUGUGUGGUACGGUGUGCCUUAUCUCUGGGUUAACCACUGGCUGGUGGCCAUCACGUACUUGCAACACACCGAUCCCACCCUGCCUCACUACGACAACGAGACCUGGAACUUCACACGUGGUGCAGCAGCGACAAUUGACCGCGAAUUCGGGUUCAUUGGUCGUCAAUUGCUCCAUGGAAUUAUUGAGACUCACGUAUGCCAUCACUAUGUCAGCACCAUUCCGUUCUACCACGCGGACGAAGCAACCGAGGCUAUCAAGAAGGUGAUGGGCAAGCACUACCGCACCGAAGCACACACAGGUCCUCUUGGCUUCAUCAAGGCUAUGUGGACUAGCGCGCGUACCUGCCAGUGGGUUGAGCCUAAUGAAGGAGCCCAGGGCGAGAGCAAGGGCGUAAUGUUCUUCCGCAACAUCAACGGCGUGGGCCUGCCACCUGCGAAGCUGCCCAAGCCAGCAUCAUAG
Talaromyces atroroseus is the source of this 1419-nucleotide messenger RNA. RefSeq lists its product as hypothetical. Gene Ontology annotation, molecular function: oxidoreductase activity. Gene Ontology annotation, biological process: lipid metabolic process. NCBI's taxonomy places the organism in Eukaryota, Fungi, Ascomycota, Eurotiomycetes, Eurotiales, Trichocomaceae. The transcript is spliced from 2 exons. The coding region runs from base 1 to 1419 and encodes 472 amino acids. The record is from RefSeq and is a predicted model, not a curated record.